AUGAAGAUACAAGAUUGACUAAAAAAUAAAUCCGAAGAAAUAAAAGAAAGUCCAGAAUUUGAAGAAACUAAAUCAAAAGCAAAUGAAUCUUUGGAAAAACUGAAAAAUCGUGUGCAGUUGCAUGCAGAUUCAAUCAAAGAUAAAUCUCAAAAAGUCAAAGAGCAUGCUAUUGAAUGAAAAACAGAAACAAUGAAUAAAAUCGAAGAAGCCAAAUCUAAUAUAAAGCCCUCAAUUGAGCAGCUGAAAAAUAAUAUUAAGCCUCAUGCAGAUACCAUUAAAGAAAAAGUCCAGCAAGCUAAAGAAAAUGCUCCUGAAACACAAAAAGAGCUCAAAAAAACAUUUGUUUCUUAUGCAGAUAGGUUUAGAAAUUAUUUGAAAGAGCUAAAAAUUAAAGAGCGCUUUCAAGAAAGAAUGCCAGAAGCUUAUAAGCAUUAUACCGUGAGCAUGGGUUUAGAUCGACCUGAGAACCCCCCUCCCCUCCCCUCCCCCCAUCCCUUGACGGUUUCAGCUUUAUUGAAAUCUCAAAUUGAAUUUGACUUGUCAAAUCCUUAGUCAUUUUGAAUUAACAGUUUUGUUCAAACUGAAACCGUUAGGGGGGUGGAGGGAGGGGAGGCGGAGUUUCAGGUCGAGCCAUAUCUGUUCUGAAGGUAUACCAAAAAUUAUGUGAAACCAGACGGCAGCUCUUGAAAGAAAUAUCCUAUCAAAAUAGAAAAUAUAUUUACUAUGGCUCAACUGUAGCAGUAUUUUAUCUUAGUUCUGGCAUUUUUAAAAGAUGCAGAAGGACUUUAGUUUUUGCGAUUUUUGGUGGCUUUCUUAUAGUGCCAGAAUAUUUUAUGCUCUCUAAUUCCCCCCUCCGUUAGCGAACAAAAUUGUUGGAAAAAUUCUUAUUUUUUUGGGUAAAACCCACCCUCGUGAGCGAACAAAAAUUUUUAAUAGAAAAAUUUUUUAUGGAAAAAAGAUUUUGAUAUAUAAGUGAUAAUUAGUAUAAUGAAUUCUGUAGCUAAUUCUGCGUAAUUUUAAACAGCUUGCAUUUAAAACAUAAAUUUUGUAAUUAAAUAAAUAUUUGCUUUCAAAUUUUUGCAAAUUGGGAAUAUUUUAAAAAAUUUUACUAUAAAGUUAUAAAUUAAAUUUUAAAAAAAAAAUUAACCCCACUCCAGGAGAGCGAGUAAGCCUACUAAUUAA
Blepharisma stoltei is the source of this 1182-nucleotide messenger RNA. The record is from the annotation of a GenBank genome assembly. NCBI's taxonomy places the organism in Eukaryota, Ciliophora, Heterotrichea, Heterotrichida, Blepharismidae.